Messenger RNA from Pimephales promelas (fathead minnow), 1508 nucleotides. Lineage: Eukaryota; Metazoa; Chordata; Actinopteri; Cypriniformes; Leuciscidae. The record is from RefSeq and is a predicted model, not a curated record.
AUGUAAAUUAGGAUGAGGGAGGUGAGAGCUUUGUCUCAAUAGUGCACGAGGGGGACUUCAAAUGUUAAUUUUCAGCCUCAACCAGUCUUACAAUUUUGAACAUUAAUUACAUUAUUAUCACAUUAUAUGCCGUUAUUACAUUCUGAGUUGCUACACACUGCAAAUAGACUAUACAACUGAUGCUAAUUAUAAUCUGUGAUAAUUUUCAGAUCAAUUCAAAGAUGUCCUACCCAACAACUCUUCAUCAAAUUGGCGGAAAUGGAGGUCAUGCAUUUUCAUUGACUGGGAAGAAGAACGGUGCCAGUUUAGAGAAGAUCGGGGUUUGGGUUGGAGAAUGGCAGGUGAAGGCUGUCAAGGUUUGGCUUUCAGACGGCAGAAGCGAAACCUUUGGAAAACCAGCCGGAGAUCAUCAAGAGUUCAAGUUCCAGCCUGGAGAGUGUUUCACCUCACUGGCCCUGUGGGGGAACGGAGAAGGAAGACGUCUUGGAGCCAUCAAAUUCAAGACCAGCAAGGGGAGAGAGUUUUUUGCCAAGAUGAAAUGGGAUUUAAAAACAAAAUAUCCCAUUGAUGUCGGCUCUGGGUAUUGUUUGGGCGUUGAAGGAAAGUGCGGGGCAGACAUUGACAACAUGGGAUUCAUGUUUCUCAAUGCGGUUCAAUCAACAGAUCUCACCAAUGUCAAAUAUCCCACUAUCAACCAACUGAUCCCACAGGUGGCCGUGGAAGAAAUCAAAUCCAUCUCUUACAGGAACGACUCCUCCAUCCCUCAGAAACAAAGAGUUGAAACCUCAAAGAAAAUAACCAAACAAUCCUCAUGGUCUGUGAGUGAAAGUUUAACAACAACAUUCAGUAUGGAGGUGAAGGCUGGGAUUCCAGGGAUUCUAGAAGUUUCUGCAGGAUUCAGUGUCACUGUUGGAUCAGAAAGCACUUACGGUCAGACGCAGACAGAUGAGAGAACCGAAACUCUGUCUACCGAUGUAGAAGUGCCACCAAGGAAGAAGGUGAAGGUUGUCAUGACCAUCGGCAGAGCCACCUUUGACCUGCCUUACACCGGCACAGUGAAGAUCACCUGCAAGAACGGCAGUGUGUUACAGUAUGAAACCAAGGGCACAUACAAAGGCGUCACUUACAGUGAUAUCAAAGUGACCACUAAAGAAUCCGAUCUGUGAUGUCAAGACAGAUUGCACAUGUAACACAAAUGAUCUUUGAUUCCAUCUGAUUUCGUUGCUUUAAAUUUAGGCCUCAAUGUAAUCUUUUGGUGGGUGUUUGGUUGUUCAGGGAAAAUUUAUAACCAACAUUGUUGUUCUCAAUCUUAUAUGAUACCAAUACAUAAAUAUUUACAAUUGUGUACUCACUUUAAAAUAAUCUAUAGAAACAGAUUCUGCAAUAACGUGUUUGAAAUUGCAUUUAAUGAAAAACAAUUAAUUAAAUAAACCCUGUGUUACAAGCAAUGUUGUCUCUAAUUAUUUUCUCGACACAAAAACGUUCUGCUCCUGAAAACUGACAAAAAA